AAAAAAUCCAAAAUGGCGGAUGAACUAUGAAUUUUUCCCAAGUCUGAAACAUGUGAACGACUUAUUAUUUAGUUUUUAAUUAUUUCGGAGAACUGAGAAUUCUGAGGUUUUCCAGUCAUGACAGACCACAAAGAAGAACAAGAUCUGGAACUUGAAGCUCUAAGUUCCAUAUACCCGGAAGAAUUUACUCGUAAGUAAGAUAUCCUCACCAGAAUGAGUUUAGUGCGCAAUCGAAGAAUUCGUCUGGCAAAAAUAAGAGGUUUAUGUUCUGAUUAUCUGUUCAUUCGAUUUUUUCGAUUACAUGAUCGGUACGGAUUCUCCCAUUUUUCUUAUAUUUCUGUGCUAGGAUUUUUGCACACUCAUCAACUUUAAAUGGGAUCUUAGAGAUAAAAGACUUGAAAAUACACAUCGCGGGUUAAGAAAACUUUCCUUUAAAUACAUGCAGUUCUCUUUCAAUGAGAAAGGCCAGCCCUCUUAAAUUACGAGAAGUGAACCCAAAUAAAGUUCCGUCCCACAUCUCUUAUUAUUUCAGCAGUUAAAUCAAACAAUAUCCCUUAGUUGAUCAUCAUAUUACUUCUCGUCACCUCUCUUCUUACAGAUAAAUAAAUCUGGUUUUGAGAAUUUCCUCUUUGGUCACUCCUGUUUAAAAAAAGGAAGAGUUUAUGAAUCACUGUCAGCAUCAGAGAAAUUGCAGACCUACCCCUCCCCUACCUCAAUAAUAGCCAACUGAUGACAAGAUAGGAUUAAUGUUAGUUUAGGGGAGGGGUAGGUGUGCAGUUGCUCUGAUGCUGAUGUUAAUUUGAAUUUAUUCUUGUAUUUCUUGUUUUUCUCUAAUGUAUAUACGGUACAUAUCAUCCCAUUAAGUCAGAGUGUUUAACCUUUUAACUCUAAAAGGUGAUUAACAUGAAACUUCUCCCUAGAUAUCCAUACAUUAUUCAGCAAACAGGUUAUGAGAAUAUUCAAACUUAUUAGGUGGAAGCUGCUAUCUUGAUCUAGCACCAAGUUCUCAUAACUAAUUUACAAGGAAAUGUGUAGCAGCUAGAGGGGAGAAUCAACAAUCAGACCUUAGGAGUUUAAUGAGGAUGUAUUCUGAAAUUAGCAUAACCAGAUGAACAUUACAUUCUUCUACUUCCUCUCUUAGAGAUUGAAAGUGAUCCAUGUUGUUUUCAAGUUUCAAUUGCUAGUGAACCUGAAAAACCAGAAGAUGAGGACUGUAGAGGUAAUCAUAACAUAGCAAAAUUGAAUCCCUGGAGAAGCAUUACUGUGCUUGACAAAUAAUUUAAUACUUUGGCAGUGUGACUGCUGUCAUGGAGUUACCAAUUAGUGAAUAUUGGGAAGAAAACCAAAACAAAAUUAAUGUGGCCUGUAAAAAUGCGUUCCAUAUGGUACAGGUACACUUCUCUUUUCAGCAGCAGAAGUGAUGUACUGGUUUGAGUUUGUUGCAAAUUCUAUUCAUCUUAUUUUUUUCAUUUUGUUAGAAACCUUAGAAAAUUUCCAUGUCCUAACUAAAGUUAAUUUUCUGCUUUGAGCUCCUGGCCUCUUUGGAAAAUCCAUUUUAGCUUUCCAUGUAAUUCUUUGAAAAACUUAGCCCAACCUUUGUAAUUUCGGCUGAUCUUUAAUGUGAUUAGUAUGGAUAGUUACUGGAACUACACAUUGCCUGGAUUAUUGAAACUGACACUUAAACACACUUAAAUAUGUGGUAAGUAAAGCAGUAACUACUCAACAUGUUCUUGUUUCAGUUUGUGCCACUUUACAGUUCACUUAUGUAAACACAUAUCCAGAUGAGCCCCCUGUUAUUGAAGUGCCAUUGUUUGAAGGGAUGGAUAACUCAGAUGCAGAGGGACUUAGAGAGUACUUAGAACAAGAGGUGAUGCACUUUUUCCUACAAAGAUAAUGCGAAAUAGCAUCUAUCCAGUUGAUUUAGCAAACUCUAUGAGGGAACUAGAAGAUCCAUUGAGUACCAGGGAGAUUCCCUGAUCAGGAGAGUUGACAUAUUUGUGAUCUGCCACAGAAAGAAGUGCAGUAAUAAGUCUUGAUGACUGAUCUUUUCAGAGUCAAAUGGCUCUUGGAGCAAGUAAACUCUACAAUUAUUGCAUUUGAAUGUGUGGUUCAAAUUUGGAAAGUAACCAUCCUUGGUUGAAUUUUUUGCUUCAAAAUUAUGUCCACUCUUAACUAAAACAACCAGUUAGUAGAUAUGGGAAAUUGAAAGUAAACCCAUGAAGGUAGAAAAUGUUUUGUCAGCAGUUAUAAUUUAUGGGCAAUCAUUAAUCUCAUAUAGGCACAAGAAAACCUAGGGAUGGCAAUGAUUUUCACUUUAGUAUCAGCUGCACAAGAAAAACUCAACACAUUCGCCGAUAGAUUAAAAAAUGAAAAAGAAGAUGAGAAGUUGAGAAAGGAAAAAGAAGCCGAGGAGGCAGAGAAAAACAAAUUCUCAGGGACCCCAGUAACACUGGAAACAUUUGUGGCCUGGAGAAGAGCUUUUGAACAAGAAAUGAUGCAGACUAAAGAGAAUAAAAUUGAAAUGCUUAAAGGAAAACUCACUGGUAAGGUGUCUUUAGUAUUGCAUUAGAGACAUUUUCGCAACAGACUAACUAAGUUAGCUCUUGAAAAAUUAUGGUCUGUGAGAAUUUUGGUGAAUUUUUGUCUAGAAUCAUAAAAUGCUCUUGUUUUUUUGCAGUUUAUUGAGUUUUUCUGAUUAAAAUAACUUACUCAAGAUGUUCUCUUAUCAUUCUCAUUGUUAUAUUUCAUUAGUUGGGUAGUUAGUGUCUAAUUUUAGCUGUCUAAUUUUCAGUCAUUAAAUUUUACUCACAAACCUAGUUGCUGUAGGGUGUCUUUUUUCUGGCACCCUGGGAAUGAGGUUGCUUGUGAUAGGUUAUUAUGUUGCAUUUCUGGGUAUGACAUAAAAUCUUCACAGUGCCCAUCUUCAACUGGGAUUAUAAACAGGAACCAGUGAAUUUUUAAGGCAACCUGUGGGUAACCUUAGGUGGUAUCUAAAGACCAUUGUGAGACCAAACCCUAUUUAUAUAAUAUCAUGUCAUUAUUGUUGAGGUCUGUGAAAAUUCAACGCAUGUGUCACUUUUGUGAAAGUCUGGUUGACUCAUGAAACAAAAGUAAACAUAUCCAGACUGGUGGAUAAUCUUCUUUUGGUGUGUUUUGCUUUAGGGAGACAACUCUUUGAACAAGAUGACUCAAUGAGAGACUCAGAUGCUGCCUUCUUAGAAAGUAAGUUGUCUACAAUUUUUCACUCUGAAAUUUUCUAGCAAUGGAUUCAUAUCAAUGAUCAAGAUACCAAAAAAAGUUACUUUGUAAUGUGAGAUUUGACGAAGAGAUCGCACUGAACAUUCACCCUUACAUGGCCAAAGCCCAUCAGUUCUAUUGAACCCAUUAGCUGCAAAUGUUUCCUUCAUUUUCAUAAUUUUGUUGCUUUUUUUUUAUUAUUUUAAGGUGAAGUAAAGGUAGAUGAAUCACUUUUUCAAGACCUGGAUGACCUAGACCUGGAUGAUGAAGAUAUAGAAUAA
Messenger RNA from Pocillopora meandrina, 3518 nucleotides. The record is from the annotation of a GenBank genome assembly. NCBI's taxonomy places the organism in Eukaryota, Metazoa, Cnidaria, Anthozoa, Scleractinia, Pocilloporidae.